Molecule: messenger RNA, 2363 nt
Organism: Ipomoea triloba (trilobed morning glory)
Lineage: Eukaryota; Viridiplantae; Streptophyta; Magnoliopsida; Solanales; Convolvulaceae
Product: CLP protease regulatory subunit CLPX3, mitochondrial-like
Exons: 15
Coding region: 160-2127 (655 amino acids)
Biological process (GO): protein catabolic process; proteolysis; protein folding
Cellular component (GO): mitochondrial matrix
Molecular function (GO): ATP-dependent protein folding chaperone; ATP binding; ATP hydrolysis activity
Source: RefSeq, a predicted model, not a curated record
AAAAUAUUAAUAAUAUAAUCCUUGUUACAGAUCCCAAUAUACGUCUUCCCGUCCAUUUAUCAAAAUUCCUGUCUGUCUGCGAGCCAAGAAAAGUUUACGUUAUCGAGAAGGAAUUCCCAUUCUUUUGGAUUAUUGAUACUGAAAUCGCAGGCGCCGAGGAUGUCCGGGAUAUGGAGGUGGAGCAGACUACGAGACACGGCGGUUCUAACGGUUGUUUCGGGUAGAAAGACGGCGGCAACGGCGACGAGAAUGACUUCUACGUCGAACCACUGUUGUGAGGAGCAGAAGAGGUGGUUCUUGAACUGCCUCCACCGUGUUAAGCGGCGGGAGUCGAUUGUUGGGGUGCAGGAGAGGUACAAGUGGGGCGGCGCUGGCUCUUCCUCACAGCCCAUCCGGCGGAUUAGGGCGGAGACCGAUUGCCCUCGUUGCUCCAAUCACACGGAUCUCAUAUUCACCAAUAACCGACCUAAUUCUGUCGUUAAUAACGACGGUACUGACACUAGUGCUGUUUCGAAAAUUGGAGGUUCUAAUAAUCUCUGCCCCAAGUGUAAGACCGCCUACAAUAUGGCGCCCCUUCAAGGAAGCUUCUUCGAGAUUGAGAGGGCCAAGAAAUUUGGCAGUGCCAAGAAUUCCGGUAAUAAGGUGGAACAAUACGGAAAGCCGAUCAGGUCAUCCUUCUGGGGGAAUCUGAAGUCGUAUAGCGGUGAGCCUCCAGAGAAUUGGCCCCCGGCCGGCUCUUCUCCGCCGUCUGAGAAUGGGGUAGCUGUGCAUACGCCUCCCGGCCCACCGUUUGCCCCCGGUACCAAUGUCAUUCGAGCUUCUGCUCCAGGCGGCAAUGGGGAGAAGAGUCAGUGGGGCGGGUCUAAUUUGGGAAAGAAUUUACCCACCCCAAAGGAGAUCUGCAGGGGGCUUGAUAAAUUUGUCAUUGGCCAAGAGCGUGCCAAGAAGGUGCUCUCGGUGGCUGUUUAUAACCACUACAAAAGGAUAUACCAUGCUUCUCUGCAAAAGGGAUCAGGAGCAGAGACAGUAAGGGAAGAUAGUGAAGACAGUGUAGAACUGGAAAAAAGCAAUGUGCUACUGAUGGGGCCAACAGGCUCAGGGAAGACACUGCUUGCCAAAACCCUAGCUCGGUUUGUGAAUGUGCCGUUUGUUAUUGCUGAUGCAACAACUUUAACACAGGCUGGUUAUGUUGGCGAAGAUGUUGAAUCAAUAUUGUACAAAUUGCUUACGGUUGCUGAGUUCAAUAUAGAAGCAGCACAACAAGGGAUAGUUUACAUUGAUGAAGUUGAUAAGAUAACCAAGAAGGCUGAGAGUUUGAAUAUUAGCCGUGAUGUCUCUGGUGAAGGAGUUCAGCAGGCACUACUGAAAAUGCUAGAAGGAACGAUUGUGAAUGUUCCUGAAAAGGGGGCAAGGAAGCAUCCUCGUGGUGAGCAUAUUCAGAUAGAUACAAAAGACAUCCUUUUUAUAUGUGGCGGAGCAUUCAUUGAUUUGGAGAAAACCAUCUCGGAGAGGCGGCAGGAUUCUUCAAUUGGUUUUGGUGCUCCUGUACGUGCCAACAUGAGAACUGGCGGAGUAACUAAUGCUUCUGUGACAUCUUCUUUGCUAGAAUCUGUUGAGAGCAGCGAUCUGAUUGCAUAUGGCCUCAUACCAGAGUUUAUCGGACGGUUCCCUAUUUUAGUUAGUCUGUCAGCACUUACUGAGGACCAACUUGUUCAGGUCCUCACUGAACCCAACAAUGCUCUAUGUAAGCAGUACAUAAAAUUAUUCAGCAUGAACAAUGUGAAGCUACAUUUUACAGAUGAGGCGUUAAGAUUGAUUGCAAAGAAAGCAAUGGUUAAAAACACUGGUGCCAGAGGGCUAAGAGCCUUACUUGAAAGUAUAUUGACUGACGCUAUGUAUGAGAUUCCCGACGUCAAGACAGGAGACGAGAGAGUAGAUGCUGUUGUGGUAGAUGAAGAGUCGGUAGGUUCUGCAAGUGGCCCUGGAUGCGGUGGUAUAGUGCUUCGGGGAAAUGGUGCUUUGGAGACCUACCUCGCUAAGCCUCGGUUCAAAGAUCAAAGGGAAAUGGUGGAAGUGGAGAUGCAGGACAAUGAAGCAGAAGUAUCCUCUACAGCAAUGAGCAUGUAAGAUUAGUGGGGAUCACAUUGUAUAAGCUUAGUCACUUGUAAAUUUUUAUUUUUUUUUAAUUCACGGUAGUGUAUUAGUGUAUUGGUCCCCUUGUAACACAAAUAUAGAUUAUAGUCACAGAAGAUGCAAUGAUAGGACCAAAGGAUGAGGAGGAUAAUGUAACUAUGUAAACCUUCUAAUUUUAUUCAAAAGAUGUAAAGAUUCUUUGUCAAUAAGAGGAAGGGGGAUUGUAUGUA